Molecule: messenger RNA, 693 nt
Organism: Spodoptera littoralis (African cotton leafworm)
Lineage: Eukaryota; Metazoa; Arthropoda; Insecta; Lepidoptera; Noctuidae
Source: the annotation of a GenBank genome assembly
AUGGUGAUCAGAAAAUUCUGUGAGCUAGUUCAGAAAUCUAUUACGCAAGAAUUUAAUCUUUCGCGUAUUAUAUUCUCUCCUUUUCGCGUAUUAACUUCAUUAGUGCAAGUUGAAGAAGUAAGAGGGCAAAAAAUGACGGAACUUCAAACCCUUUUUAAAGAGCACUGCGUUGUUCCUGAUGUGAUAAAUAUAUCCCCUUCAGAAUUGUUGACCAUAAAAUAUCCGAGUGGUUCGGUUGUAACAACGGGUAAAGAGUUGACUCCUACUCAAGUUAAAGAUCAACCGGUUGUACAAUGGGCUGCUAAAGAGGACGAAUAUUAUACGCUAGCAAUGGUUGAUCCUGAUGCCCCAAGCCGUGAAGAACCCAAGUUUCGUGAAUGGCAUCACUGGCUGGUAGGAAAUAUUCACGGCGGACAUAUUGGGAAAGGCGAGAUAUUGUCUGAAUACAUUGGAUCCGGUCCUCCUAAAGGAACAGGCUUACAUCGCUAUGUGUUUUUGGUAUACAAGCAGCCUGAAAAAUGUGAUUUCUCUAAAAUAACAAAGCUUCGAAAUAAUUCAGGCGAAAAAAGAGGAAAAUUUUCUAUUGCAAAAUUUGCGACGCAAUUCAAAUUUGGAAGCCCGAUUGCUGGCAACUUCUAUGUAGCCAAAUAUGAUGACUAUGUGCCGAAAUUGUACGCUAAAUUGAAGGGUUAA